AUGAUCGAAUUUAUUGUCAAGGGAUUCGACGUGUCGAACGCUUUUUACGACUUUCAGUGCGCUGUGAAUCUGAGGAUCGCCAAGGGAAAUUUGCUUAUGUUUGAAUCACACGUUCAGCAUGUUCUGGCACUAUCGUCGAUCUUCUUGAUAAAACCACGAGGAUGUUACUGCUCAUAUUCCUCGCGAUAA
Zychaea mexicana is the source of this 189-nucleotide messenger RNA. RefSeq lists its product as uncharacterized. Lineage: Eukaryota; Fungi; Mucoromycota; Mucoromycetes; Mucorales; Lichtheimiaceae. The transcript has a single exon. Bases 1 to 189 code for a protein of 62 amino acids. The record is from RefSeq and is a predicted model, not a curated record.